Macrosteles quadrilineatus (aster leafhopper) is the source of this 1484-nucleotide messenger RNA. RefSeq lists its product as uncharacterized. NCBI's taxonomy places the organism in Eukaryota, Metazoa, Arthropoda, Insecta, Hemiptera, Cicadellidae. The record is from RefSeq and is a predicted model, not a curated record. The coding region runs from base 1 to 1482 and encodes 493 amino acids. The transcript is spliced from 9 exons. Gene Ontology annotation, molecular function: interleukin-17 receptor activity.
AUGUAUUCAUCUUGUCAAUCUUCUGCCUUCAAAGGGGACAAUGAUAUGGCAGAAGAGAUCGGAGACAUGAAAAUCAUAUCUUACCUGAUUACCGACACUGAAGAUGGUCUUCCCAUUACUGCAUUUAACAUUUCAUUUACCAAAAUAAAAUGGUCAAAAGCCAGGAUAAGAUUCGUGAGAAAGUCGAUGGGAAGGGAUGAGCUGGCUCCGCUACCAGAGGCUUGUCGUGAGUUUGAGAUGCCGAGUCGGCAUGCAGACGACGCAGUGCUCUACUUCGACUGUCUUUGGUCUGACAGAUCGUACGAAGGACAAAUCUACCAGUUCCAGUACAUUGCCACUCCUUGGUUUGGAAACCCCCAAGCUUUCAACUAUGCGUUUUUCGUCCCUAAUGGACGACGGAGAAUGCCUACAGUUCACAUGGCCGACUACCAACUGUUCAUGGUGGUUGAUGUUUCUGCUCUUCCGGUCAUACGAUUGCGAAUUCAAGUCGCUCCUCCACAUUACAAUAUAACUAGGUACCGUGUCCACUUGUGGCGCAGUUCCCGCCAGCCCGACGGCAACUCCUGGGUCGUCCACUCAGAGAUUCUGACCACUCCCCCCAACACCCCCGUGGACACCGUGCUCACCGUAGAGUAUGACUCUGAAUACAAACCGGGAGUGUACAACUUUACAGCUCUGCCCCUGCACUCCCAUUGCACCGAACACAACCCUUGCACUUUGUCUAGGGCACCCGAGGUGCUGAUAGUCGCCAGUCCUGAGAUGCCGCUUCUCAUCGGCAUCGUGGGUACAGUCAUCCUCAUCCCUGUCUUCCUCACUGCGUACUUCAUCUGGAGAAGGUCUUGUGCACAGAAACCAACUGGUGAUGAACCGAGACUGCCCCCCAAAGUAUUGCUGAUAUACAACCACAACUAUCCCCAGCACGUAGACGAGAUGAUAGAAUUCCAUCAUUAUCUCAAGAAGUCUUGUCAUCUGGACCCUCUCUUUGACCUGUUUGCUAUACCCAACACUGAAACUAAGGACCCGACUCGGUGGUACAUGAAGGCAUUUAACGAAGCAGACUUCAUCUUGGUGUUUGCAUCACCAGCAGGACCUCAGGGGGCUCAGCCCCACAAGCUCAACACUUACCUCCACCUGGACAGGAUCGCUCUGAAGCAGCUGCAGUACAGACUGGCGCUGCCACGGCCGAGGUGUCCAGCCGUCAGUGUACAGCUGACUGGCUGCUCCUGGGACACUCUGCCUGACGAGGCCAAGGCUCUCUCCAGAUACGCUCUUCCCCGAGACCUGGACCCGCUGUUGGUGUUCCUAGGUACAGCGCCUAUGUGUGACCACGGAGAGUCACUGUUGGCUGCGCUCAGCAACGCUCCCAAACAGAACCCUCCCUCGGCGUUCCCUCUGUUCAACCCCUGCACUACUGCCGUGCGGGACGGGUCGGCCAUCACGCUGCUGGGCGAAGGCUCCAAGGACAUCUCUGUGGAGUGCUGAUA